UAUCGAUCACGAUACAGAAGUGGUACGAUCAAAAUCAAACUGCGACGUAAGCGAGAAAAAUCACCACAAAUGGCUCAGAAAAAGACAAAUUUUGUGGGAAUACCGAAAGAUCCUGAUUCAGACGAUGACGGGGAUAACGAAGUUGGAAAGACAGAUUUACGUCGCAUUGGAAAGACACCCUCCCAACGAUUAUGGCACUUUUCUGGUCCAGCUCACAUGCCAAGCCUGCACAAACCCCAUGCUGUGAUAGUAAUGGUCGGGUUGCCUGCAAGAGGGAAGACGUAUAUCGCCAAGAAACUUGCCCGAUAUCUGAAUUGGAUUGGUAUCAAUACAAAAGUGUUCAAUGUCGGUGAGUACAGGCGAAAAGCUGUGGGUGGAAAGAGUCCUCACGAGUUCUUUAGGCCAGAUAAUGAUGCGGCCCAACAAGUUCGAUUGCAAUGUGCCAAGGAAGCCCUGGAAGAUAUGGCAAACUGGUUAGACGAGGACGGAGAAGUAGCGGUUUUUGAUGCAACUAACACCACACGAGACAGACGACAAACUAUCCUAGAAUUCUUGGGAGAGAGACAUAUCAAGUGUUUCUUUGUGGAAUCAGUGUGCGAUGAUCCAGAGACAAUCCAGUCCAACAUCAGGGAGGUGAAACUAAACAGUCCUGACUACUAUGACAUCGACAAAGAGAGAGCAAUCAGAGAUUUCUUACAGAGGAUAGAACACUACAAGGAGACAUACCAAUCACUUUCUGAUGACCAUGAUAGAAAUCUGUCCUAUAUCAAGAUCAUCAAUGUUGGGGAUCGUUUCCUGGUUAAUAAAGUCAGUGGUCAUAUACAAAGCAGAGUAGUCUACUACCUCAUGAAUAUUCAUAUCAUCCCACGGACCAUCUACCUGACAAGGCACGGAGAGAGCAUGCACAACCAGAACGGUCGGAUCGGAGGCGACGCCAACCUGUCUGAGAGGGGUUGGUCCUACUCCAGGUCUCUAGGAGAGUACAUGUCAACACAGAACCUGCAGGAUCUCAAGGUCUGGACAAGCCGUCUCAAGAGGACAGUCCAGACGGCAUCCAGCAUCGACGUCGCUAUCGAGCAGUGGAAGAGUCUGGAUGAGCUUGAUGCGGGUGUGUGUGAUGGUCUGACGUAUGAAGAGAUCCAGAAGGGACAUCCAGAGGAAUUUGCUUUGAGAGAUCAAGACAAAUUCCACUACAGGUACCCUAUGGGAGAGUCUUACCAAGAUCUAGUGGCCAGGCUAGAGCCGGUGAUCAUGGAGUUGGAGAGACAGAAGAAUGUCCUAGUGAUCUGUCAUCAAGGAGUCAUGAGAUGUCUUCUAGCGUACUUCCUUGACAAGAACUCAGAUGAACUUCCAUAUUUGAAAUGUCCACUGCACACUGUCAUCAAACUCACUCCUGUAGCCUAUGGUUGUCGAGUAGAAACAGUGACGUUAAACAUCCCAGCUGUAGAUACACACAGACCAAGACCUGACAAUACCCUGCCCAUUCCAAAGGCGGUUCCAGAAACAGAAACAGAAAAUCAGUGACCCACGAAGGCUUCCUCAAAUAGGCAACAGGAGAUCAAAACACCCUUAUAAGGGGUUGGGUGUUCUCUCUACACGAUGCUACCUAUCGGUCUAAACUACAGCUCUGGGCUGCCCAUUUUAGGUUGCUCUUUCUUCAUCAUAGACCACAUAAAGGCUAGAAAAUAGGACUCCCUCAAGAAAGAUCAAAUAAAAAAUUGAAAACUUCUUUUGCUAAUAAAUUUUAGAUUCUUUCAAGUUUCUAAAUUUGAUGCAGAUUAUUUAGGACCUUCUUUCAUUCCAACCAAUGUUUUUAUUUACCUCUGCUAGUGACAAAUUCCCUUGCUCCAUUCAUAUUGAUUAUUGUAGAAUAAAUACAAAUAAUGGCACUUUAUUAAGACAUGUGGAUUUAUACAUUGUGAACAAAGUUUGUAUUGUGUGCACAUGGCAUGAACAUGACUCCAUUCCUUAAAAAAAUAUCACAUGUUAUGUAACAUGUCCCCCCCCCCCCCCCCCUCCCUCCCUCUGCCUAGUCAUGCAACUGAUAUAAUGUUGAUGUGUUCUAUUUAGACGGUUACAACCCAUUUCACAGUCAUAAUUGUAUUUGGUAAAUUGUAUGCAUUUAAGGACCCCAUGGAAAAGCAGCUAUUCUUUGUCAUUACAGCUAAAAAUGGGCUCCUCACCAUAUUUGAAACUUAAAUUCCAUGAUGUAUGUUUUAUGUAAUUAUGGAAAUAAAAUCAAACCAUCAAUGCAUUCAAUGGUAGAUAAACGAUCAACAUUAGACCCAUUUAAUUCACAGCCCAAACACUAUUUGGAAAAAUCUUUGAAUUUUUUUACUGCUAUUUACACUACUCGGAAAAAAGAAGGAAAGGGUUGGUGUUUCCAGCGUUUAAUUUAAAAAAAAAAUGAGAGGUGGCUCUUUUGGUUUAUUUCUUUUUGUAUUUUCCAUUAGCUGCUUAGCAACAUCCGGUGAUACAUUGGAAUGAGAAAAAAUUGAUAACUUUUGCUUAUAGUGUAAAUGAAUAUAUUGAUAUAAAUAUAGAAAAAUUAGGCAUUGUCUGUUUGGAUCCAGAAGGGCAUUAACUCUGUGUCAAUGUAUAUGAUUUAAUGUCCUUGUGGCUCCAAUUAUAUGACUUAUAAAAUAGUAGGAGGCCAUAUUGUGUAUGAACUCUGAGCAGGUUUUGAUAGGAUUUCAAAUUACUGAUAGCUUGAUGUUCUGAUGUGCUAUGACACGUAGAGGUUGAAUUUAAAAGUCGAUCAUGACAUAGAAGGAUUUUUAGUUGCUAAAAUAUUAUUUGAAGAUCAAUUUGUAAAUCUAGUGUAUGAGAACCCAUUUCCAAUAAGUGUAGAUAUAAUGAAAAGUGCAAUUAAUUGAGGCUUCAUGUGUUCUUUGAUGUGAGUACUCUGGGAGAUUCAUUAGUGUUCUCCUCAUCUUAUAUCGAAUCUGUACUGAAGACCUUAUGCUUCAUAGAUUUAUUGUUUAUUUCAACUUUUAGUUCACUGUACAUUCUUGCAAUUUGGUGUUAUGUUGUAGGUCAACGUACAAAGAUUAUCAUAAAACAGGAAGAAAAAAAAAGUGAAGACUAUCAAACGAAUUGUUUACUAUGACCAUUUCUGUAGCAAAAUAACUUCAUUGAAUUGCAUAAAAUCAUUAUUGUAAUUCAGUCAUUGUGAGUUAUAAACCUUUUACAAUUGUAAACCAUUUACAAAUUUUGAAGAAGUUUUUGGUUUUCCUUUGUAAUGUAGAGAUGUUUGAAUAAUUUCUUAGUUAUCACUUUUCCUUAAUCAUCAAAGCUAAGAUGAAGAUCUACUCAAUGCAAUGUUGAAUGAACUAUCAUCUAUUUAGAAGCAGAAGGGUGUUAUCAAGUGAUAUGAGUUAAUGCCCUUCUAUCUCUCAGUAGAGAAUACAAACAUGCAACAUUGUGAAGAAAGCAAAAUGUGUUGUCUUUUUUAGAUAGUUUCAAAUUCUCUUUGUUUUGUUGAAGUGGCAGAUGUGUAUCUCAGGGAUCUGAAACCUUCUCUGUAUUCUUUACCAUUAUAGACAGCGCAAAUAUUUAUUAGUACAAUCGUUACAAAUUAUUUUUAAUUUUUAUAUUUAAUGACCUUUCAAUUUCUUUUACCAUACUCUUCCCCAAAAAUCCUCAUAUGUCAAAAUUGAAAAUUUCAGCCUUGUGGAUGAAAUUUAUCCCACAGACAUUAGUUGUUGCUAUGUUGGGCAUGAUUUGGACAAGUUUUCUGAUUGUCAAGAACAACUUCUUUGUACAAGUAUGCAUAAAAUAUGAAUAAAUUCUUUAAGAUUCCUAUUGUAAUUAUAUUAAUUGCCAUGAGAAUCUUUCAAGAAUACUUUAUCAGCAGAGAGCCAAAGGAUGUUUCGUAGAGCUAAGGACCUUCUAGCUCUCUGCAGCUGAUUUAAAACCCUAAGGUGCUAAGGUGGUUGGGAUUAUAAUAAAUUCUGUCUCUUGAGAAAAGAAAUGAAGUUUUCUUUGAAGAGUUUAUAAUGAUUAGAUUUAUGAGAUUUUUAAUUUUGUCUUGUCAUGACAUAUUUCAGUAUAUUAUGUCUUAAAUUUUCAUUGAUUUUGUGCUGCUGAAAAUUCACCCGCUAGAGAGAAUUCUGAGAUAAUAAUAAUCGAGUUUGUUAACCCUCAAUCUUCACUUUAUUAGAACCACAGUGUAGUAUUUAUAGUCUAUGCAUUUAGCAAAUAUCAAAUAGCCCUUGGAAGUGAAGAUUAGUAAUAAUUUGAGUGUAUUUAUCAAAUGUGAAUACAUUAGUAUUUUAUUGCUGCUUUUUUGUAAAGAGAGGUGUCGGGUGUGUGAUAUUUUUUUCUCUGGUUUGGGUGCAAACUUUGAAUAAAUGACAACAUGAAAGUAAUCA
Molecule: messenger RNA, 4373 nt
Organism: Strongylocentrotus purpuratus (purple sea urchin)
Lineage: Eukaryota; Metazoa; Echinodermata; Echinoidea; Camarodonta; Strongylocentrotidae
Product: 6-phosphofructo-2-kinase/fructose-2,6-bisphosphatase 1
Exons: 16
Coding region: 70-1524 (484 amino acids)
Biological process (GO): fructose 2,6-bisphosphate metabolic process; fructose metabolic process
Cellular component (GO): cytosol
Molecular function (GO): fructose-2,6-bisphosphate 2-phosphatase activity; 6-phosphofructo-2-kinase activity; ATP binding
Source: RefSeq, a predicted model, not a curated record